This is a messenger RNA of Babesia bovis T2Bo, 816 nucleotides long. RefSeq names its product Snf7 family protein. The transcript is spliced from 8 exons. Gene Ontology annotation, cellular component: multivesicular body. Gene Ontology annotation, biological process: late endosome to vacuole transport via multivesicular body sorting pathway; vesicle budding from membrane. The coding region runs from base 123 to 788 and encodes 221 amino acids. The record is from RefSeq and is a predicted model, not a curated record. Lineage: Eukaryota; Apicomplexa; Aconoidasida; Piroplasmida; Babesiidae.
AGCUGAUAAACUAUACAAAAUAAUUUGAUUCAUCGCAUAUCAACGCUAUUUGUUUAUUUGAUCCAUUUGCGCCAUGUUCCAUCAAACUUCGAUUAUGAUAUCAUCAUUAUAACUUCUACAUAAUGAGAUUUUUUGGAAAAUCUAAGUCGACAGUUUCGUUACAUCAAACAUCAGGAGAACUGGAAACUAGUAUAAGGAAUCUAGAGGAGAAAAUCAAUUCAUGCAAUGUUGAAUUAGCUCGCCUGAAGACGGUACUAUGUGGUUCAUCAAAUGCCACUGCUCUGUCUGCAGCUAAACGCAAGGCAACCACUAUAUUACGACGCAGACAGGUUUAUGAAACCCAGCGAGAUCAAUUGCUUGGGGCUCAAUUGGCUGUAGAUAAUUGUAAUCACAUAUAUAGUCAGGUUCAAACUGCUGCUCAAAUUCACAAUGCGCUUUCUGCAUCGUUAAAAGCAACGAAAAAACAAUUGAAGAAAACCAAUUUUGAUGACCUAGAGCGUCUCCAGGAGGAUAUGGAAGAUUUACAAGACUACACGGAAGAUAUUAAUGAUGCGCUGAUUCGCCCUGAUUUAGUUGGUUCACAGAUAGAUGAUGCAGAGCUGGAGUUUGAGUUAUCUACACUUGCUGAGCAGGAUGUUGAAGUGCCCCCGGUAUCUGCAUCUCGUGUUACUAGUGUGAAGACCGCUAUCGCUAAAGCAACAGAGUUCUUUGAGGAUAUGAUAGCACCAACGCCUCCCACAUCAAGAGGAACUAAAAUAAAGGAUAUAGAUUCAAACAUUAAGAAUUGAGACCAUAUAACCACAUUGUUACAUGUUA